AUGCUGAUGAACGGUGCCACCGGUGAAGCAACGCUCGGUCAUCCGCAUCUGAAUGGAGACAGAAACAACGCGACGUUCAACUCCUCUUCGUUCGACCUGAACGCGAUGGUCUCCCGAGAGCUGACGUUGGCUUCCAUAAAGUACAUCUUCUUCGCUAUGCUCGGCUUCGUGUCCAGCAUCGUCAGUGGAACCGUCUUCAUGGCCAUCAUGAUUUCCAGCGUACAGCGUCGUUGUUCACCGUGCCAGGUGAUUGAUUUUCACAAGCUUGAUGUGCAAGUUUCAGGUUUCAACUUCAGCAGCUUCGUAAACGGUAUGGCGGUGAUUCACAACAGCCUUUACGCGCUGAACGUGCUUCGAGCCGGGGACUCGCCAGUGGCGUUGGUGAAGUGCGUGUUUUACGGCUCGUACAACUUUUGCUACGUGUUCAGCGAGUGUUCGCUGAUGAUGAUCUUGCUGGCAAUUUCGGUCGACAGGGCGCUGUCGUUGAUGAAGCCCGUCUUCCACAAACAGAUCGCCUACGACAGCUACCUGCGACUGAUCUUCCUCAUCUACUUCUACACGUUGGUGAACGUGGCGAUGGUCUGCGGCCUGAUCGUCUGGAACUACCCGAGCAAACUCGUGUCCGUCUUCUGCAGACAGUACGACGUGAUUCCGAACACGUUCUACGCCAUCCACUUCUACAGUAUCAUUCUGACAAACGUUCUCGCCUCGUCGUGCAACGUCGUGUCGAUCGCCACGGCGACCAGGCGCAUGCGCCAGUCGGUCAGUGGUGUCUACAGUACUCCUUUGAUGAAAGAGGAGCUGGCGGCGGCCAAGAGGCUCUUCGUUGCCGUUCUCAACACCGGUCUGCUGAUGAUCCCGCCGAUUUUGUUGCACUGUCAUUUCUUUCACGCAGGCACGGCUGCCAGCGACUUCACGGCGUUUCUGUGGGCCCCGUACGACGUCAGUUUGAUAGUGUUCAUUCUCUUGUACUCGUACCAUCACAAGCACCUGCGCAUGUCGCUAUAUGACCUGUUUACCUGCUACAGAAAUAACAGUAUUGCUCCAAGAACAGCUAGUCUAGAUUAA
This is a messenger RNA of Soboliphyme baturini, 1068 nucleotides long. NCBI's taxonomy places the organism in Eukaryota, Metazoa, Nematoda, Enoplea, Dioctophymatida, Soboliphymatidae. The record is from the annotation of a GenBank genome assembly.